UCGGACCGCCAAGGCUUGCUGCUGUUGCAGCAGAAGCAACACAAACAGUCCCAGAUCAGCGGUUAAAAGGGGGGAGGGAUGGCUUGAGAUGAAACAAAAAAAGCCAAGAGUAAUCAAUACCUGACUCUCUCGUUGCAAAUUGCUGCAGCGUUUUACAGGUGUAGUGUAUUCUAAAAAAAACGGAUUGACAAAGCGGGGCAACGGAGCCACAUGUCACAUGUGCUUCAUAGGAAGAAACGGGACAUCUGCAAGCUGGAUCCGGAGGAGGAUGCUGCGGCAAGUGAUUCACAGAGGGCUUAAAGCUUCUUUCUACUGGCUGGGUUUAUUUGUUAGCAGGCAUCCGGUUUUUUUCCUCACUGUUCCCGCAGUCUUAACCAUCAUUUUUGGAUCCACCGUUCUGAGCAGAUUCAAGCCCGAAACAGACCUCGAGAUACUGGUUGCCCCGACGCACAGCCUUGCUAAAAUAGAACGGAGUCUAGCGAACAGUCUUUUCCCCAUCGACCAGUCAAAAAACAAGCUGUAUUCAGACCUGCACACUCCCGGCAGAUAUGGCAGGUUGAUCCUGCUGGCAAAAUCCGGGGGAAACAUACUGGAACUGGCCGAGCAGGUUCUGCAGGUCCACAAGAAGGUGCUGGAUUUGCGGGUUAAUUACAAAGGGUUCAAUUACACUUUUGCUCAUCUGUGUGUCAUGAGCUACCGGGAUAAGAGAUGUCUUUUGGAUGAUAUAAUCACAAUUUUCGAAGAUAUCCGCUUAGCUAUUCUUUCUAACAGCACUUUCUCAAAGGUGCCAGUGAGCUAUCCAAAUACAACAUUAAAGGACGGGAGGGUCUCUUUCAUUGGGCACCAGCUGGGAGGGGUGGUGUUCGCCCCCAACAGCCGCGAUCAGCAGGUGAAAUUCGCCAGGGCCGUUCAGAUCACAUACUACCUCCACAACUACGACUCGGUCACCCAGGAUGCCAUUGCCGAGCAGUGGGAGAAUGAGUUCUGCAAACUCAUCCAUCAGCUGGCUGAGGCCAGCGAGGACCUGUACAUUCAGUCGCUUACCUCUUUCAGCCUCUGGAGAGACUUCCACAAGACGGGGAUGCUAGCCAGGAGCGAGGUGCUGGUCAGCCUGGUCCUCGUCCUGCUGGCAGCCACCGUCUCCAGCUCCAUGAGAGACUGCCUGCGGGGGAAGCCUUUCCUCGGCCUGCUGGGGGUUCUCACCAUCUGCAUCGCCAUGGUGACUGCAGCAGGGAUUUUUUUCAUUUCCGAUGGAAAGUUUAACUCGACGCUACUCGGAAUCCCCUUCUUUGCGAUGGGGCAUGGAACAAAAGGAGUCUUUGAGCUUCUUGCUGGGUGGAGAAGGACUCGAGAAAACCUGCCGUUCAAGGAGAGGGUGGCUGACGCCUUCGCUGACGUGAUGGUGUGCUACACCAUGACCAGCUCCCUUUACAUCAUCACGUUCGGGAUGGGCGCCAGUCCGUUCACCAACAUUGAGUCCGUCAAGAUCUUCUGCCAGAGCAUGUGCGUGGCCAUCCUGGUCAACUACUUCUAUGUCUUCUCCUUCUACGGCUCCUGCCUGGUGUUCGCCGGCCAGCUGGAGCAGAACAGGUAUCACAGCGUCUUCUGCUGCAAGAUACCGUCGGUGGAGUACCUGGACAGGCAGCCCACGUGGUUCAAGACGAUGAUGAGCGACGGGCACGACCUCUCCACCCACCACGACAGCAUCCCCUACCAGAAUCACUUCAUCCAGCAUUUCCUGCGGGAGCACUAUACCGAGUGGAUUACCAACACUUACGUCAAACCCUUUGUCGUCAUACUCUACCUGAUUUACGCAUCGUUUUCGUUCAUGGGAUGUUUACAAAUCAGUGACGGAUCGAAUAUAGUCAACCUUUUAGCCAGCAACUCUCCCAGCGUCUCCUAUGCUCUCACCCAGCAAAAAUACUUCAGCAACUACAGUCCUGUGAUUGGGUUCUACAUCUACGAGCCGAUAGAGUACUGGAAUUCCACUGUUCAGGAACACCUGAAGACACUGGGCCACGGAUUCAAUAAGAUUUCAUGGAUUGACAACUACUUUCAGUAUCUGAGGGUGGUGAAUGUCAGUGCAUCGACCAAAAGCGAAUUCAUAUCUAUCCUCCAGACUUCGUUCUUGAGGAGCCCAGAGUACCAGCACUUCAAGGACGACAUAAUUUUUUACAAAAUGAGGGACGAAACAGAGAUCAUCGCGUCCAGGAUGUACCUGGUGGCCAGAACCACGGAAAAAACACGGGAGGAGGUAGUGGAGUUACUGGAGAGACUGAGACCUCUGUCUCUUAUCAACAGCAUAAAGUUCAUUGUCUUCAACCCCACCUUUGUGUUCAUGGAUCGAUACAGCUCCUCCGUCAUUUCUCCCAUCCUGACCUCUGGAUUCAGCGUCCUGAUCGUUCUGAUCCUGACGUUUUUUCUGGUCAUCAACCCCCUGGGAAACUUCUGGUUGAUUCUGACAGUCACCUCAGUGGAGCUGGGCGUUCUUGGUCUCAUGACACUAUGGAAUGUUGACAUGGAUAGCAUAUCUAUUCUGUGCCUUAUUUAUACGCUGAAUUUUGCGAUGGAUCACUGUGCCCCUCACCUUUAUACCUUUGUACUCGCUACCGAGCACACCAGGACUCAGUGCAUUAAGAUUUCACUGGAGGAGCAUGGAGCAGCCAUUUUACAAAAUGCAUCUUGUUUUGUAAUCGGGAUGAUGCCCUUGGUGUUUGUGCCUUCCAACUUGACCUAUACGCUGUUUAAGUGCUCCCUCCUCACCGCUGGCUGCACAGUUCUACACUGCUUUGUCAUUUUACCUGUAUUUUUAACAUUUUUUCCUCCUUCCAAAAAGAGACACAAGAAAAAGAAACGGGCAAAAAGAAAAGAAAGGGAGAGGGAGAGGGAAAGAGAAAAGGAACGAGAGAGAGAAAGGGAGCGGGAGGAGAUCGAGUGCAUAGAGGUCAGGGAUAACCCUGACCAUGUGACCAAUGUCUGAAUAGCUGUAGGCUGCAUAUGAAGGGAAAAUGCCGGGAGCAUCUCCUGUAAAAAAAGGCAGCAACAACAAGCAGCACUUCACAGGUCAGGAAGUGACAGAGCUCACCAGCCCACAGAGAAAGGAUAGGAACUCAAGACA
Megalops cyprinoides (Indo-Pacific tarpon) is the source of this 3118-nucleotide messenger RNA. It is a transcript of the gene ptchd4, whose product is annotated as patched domain containing 4. Gene Ontology annotation, cellular component: membrane. The transcript is spliced from 3 exons. NCBI's taxonomy places the organism in Eukaryota, Metazoa, Chordata, Actinopteri, Elopiformes, Megalopidae. The record is from RefSeq and is a predicted model, not a curated record. The coding region runs from base 218 to 2980 and encodes 920 amino acids.